This is a messenger RNA of Pieris rapae (cabbage white), 878 nucleotides long. RefSeq lists its product as uncharacterized. The transcript has 5 exons. The record is from RefSeq and is a predicted model, not a curated record. Bases 164 to 829 code for a protein of 221 amino acids. NCBI's taxonomy places the organism in Eukaryota, Metazoa, Arthropoda, Insecta, Lepidoptera, Pieridae.
AAAAAAAAUAUCAAAAUGUUUUUAUCUUCCCUCUUUCAAGAAAUUCUUUUACAGAUCAAGUUUUUGGCUUCCAAAGCUGUGCUAAAUUAUGUAGGGUGUCAAAUAGCAAAAGUAGUGAUAAUAAAUUUAAAAAAUAUCAACGUGAUUAACUAAUAUCAAGAAUAUGGAUUUCAGCACAACAGUAAAUGCUGAUUAUCAAUGGCCAUUUCCGAAGCCUAUAGUUGGAAAACCCUGUGAGCCACCGAAACCUGACGCAGCGCCUACAACCAGACCAGCACCUGUAGCUCCAUACUGCCACUGCGAUGCACAUUCAUACUCGCCACGCGUUGAACAAUAUAAACAACUACUCGACAAAGAACAGAAGCUAUGUCAAGAUUACGAGCUGUUAAGGAAACAGAUGGUAGAUGUCACAAAUGACAUAUUGGAUCACCCAUGUGACGAUCUUGAUACUAAAAUGACCACCAUGUAUCAGGCUACCUAUAAGAAAAGAUCCUUCCCAGUAUCGGACUAUCAAAAGAUCAUAGCCGCAUCACAAUCUAGCGCACCCAUACCCAUGGAGAGCAAUCGUCUCGGAGUAUUACGUUGUUAUAAGGAUCCCACUCACUUUACUGACAAUCCCCCGACUGUACGACCAACUAUACAUCCCCCGGGGCCCGUCCAUACCGGUGUUGCUCCCAUUUCCGUACAAAGUUGGUUCACGGACUUUCCAGGAAGGUCUGAAUACAUGGACACGUACAGUGCCUCAGCAAAAGCCUGUUGGAGGUCCAUGCAGAGGUUUAAGGAGCCACUACCCUCGACAAGACGUAGGGCGGACGAUACAUGCGUUUGAGUCUUCUUUUUGGUUUUGUGAUUUUCUGUAUUGUGUAAGCAAUAAAUAU